This is a messenger RNA of Brachypodium distachyon (stiff brome), 1171 nucleotides long. Its product is annotated as protein IRON-RELATED TRANSCRIPTION FACTOR 2. The coding region runs from base 148 to 876 and encodes 242 amino acids. The record is from RefSeq and is a predicted model, not a curated record. Gene Ontology annotation, biological process: regulation of transcription by RNA polymerase II. Gene Ontology annotation, molecular function: protein dimerization activity; DNA-binding transcription factor activity, RNA polymerase II-specific; RNA polymerase II transcription regulatory region sequence-specific DNA binding. NCBI's taxonomy places the organism in Eukaryota, Viridiplantae, Streptophyta, Magnoliopsida, Poales, Poaceae. The transcript is spliced from 3 exons. Gene Ontology annotation, cellular component: RNA polymerase II transcription regulator complex.
CACUCCGGAACCGGCGGAAGCCAACUCCAUCCAUAUAUCUAAGCUUAGGGUGUGGUCUCCCCCUACCUGCAGGCUGCAGCAGCAGGCUUCUACUUCUUGCCAUUAGCUAGAUCCGUCUCGCUAACAAGCUAGAUCAAGGAGGAAGCAAUGGGGCACCAGCUGUUCGUCGACGACCCGUUCGCGAGCAGCAUCUCGUCGCUGGAGGCGGAGGCCAUCUUCUCCGGCGCCGGCGGGCAGUGGCGCGGCGGCGGCGGCCUCGACGACCGUGACCUCUCCGCCAUGCCGGCGGCGGCCAACACCUCGUCGGGCGGCUCCGGCUCUCCCGGCGGCGGCGGCAGGAAGAUGAGCCACAACGCGUACGAGCGCGACCGCCGCAAGCAGCUCAACGAGCUCUACUCCUCCCUCCGCUCCCUCCUCCCCGACGCCGACCACACAAAGAAGCUGAGCAUCCCGAUCACGGUGUCGCGGGUGCUAAAGUACAUCCCGGAGCUGCAGAAGGAGGUGGACGGGCUGGAGAGGAAGAAGGAGGAGCUCACGCGCGCCAAUUGCAAGCCGGGAGUGAUCGCCAUGAAGGACCAGAACGUGGCCCCUGUUGUCUCCGCGACCUGCCUCGACGACAAGGAUAUCAUGGUUCAGGUCAGCUUGCUCAGCGGCAUGGCGGCAGCGGCGGCGCUGCCGAUGUCCACGUGUAUAAAGGUUCUGGAGAACGAAGGCCUUCGCCUCAUCAGCUCAUCCACUUCUGCCUUUGGGAACAGGACGUUCUAUAACCUCCAUCUUCAGAGAACCCAGCGAACGAUGAGCAAGGAGUGUCCCGCGUUCUGUGACGAGCUGGAGAAAGCCAUCAAGAAAAAAGCAGGACUGCAUAUGCAUCAGUGAUACAUAAAUUAUACUAGUAUGCCAGGAUCGGAUCAUAUAUUGGACGGUGUCUAAUUAACUACCAUGAAUCAAAAUGCAGCCAUAGAUAUAGGAUGAGAUAAAUAGUAGUACAGCCGGUGCAUACAUGGUGUAUCUGUGGCGUGUGUCAAGAGUACUAUGUGGGUUUUGAUAUUACUCAUGUUCAAUAGAUUUGAAGAUCAUGUAAGGACCUACAUAGGGUAAUCUGUUGUAAAACUAAAUUGUGUUCAUAUGAGCUGCAAACAACAUUCUCUUAGGGCAAAACACUGUCAUAAAA